CUCAUUAUUUUUUUGAAAAUGGCAAGCAACAGGUAGCACCAUUGGCAUUGGUUCAGCUACGUACAGGAUCAAGGAUCUGUAUUUCACAAAAAUCUAAACUAUUAUGGCUGUGAGUAAUGCCUUUACUCCACGGUACGCUGGUGUCAACUCUGUGACAGAGGAGCCGCUGUUACUGCCAUUGCUGCGUUUCUAGCCCCUAGUAUGUUGUGUGCAAUCAUUCUUUCGUGUUCUUGAUUGUUCUACUGGUUCCAUUUUAUUUUAGUGCGAACUAAGAACUCUUAUAAUAGAGCAACAACCAAGAUGUCGCCUCCAACGAAGAGCAGUUCCUCAUCGUCGGUGUUGUGGAACUUCCUUCCUGGUGCCGCUCACGCCGCAACAACCAUAGCGAUUGGGUACCCCUUCGACACGCUUAAAACGCGUCUUCAGACUGGGAUGUACAACAUACACCUCCAGGCUGCACUAGUAAGUACUUCUACAGAAGUGGGUAGUGCAGCAGCUACAGCGGCAGGGGGAAGAACAGCUACGGUUAUAUCUUCACCAGGAGUGGGUGAGGGAGGUUUCUACGUUGGAAAGUAUUUUUUUGAUUUACGAACAACGUGAUCAGUUGGCGUGGAGGAACACAACACGUCCUCGCAGAGUCGACGCAUAAUUUGUUACUAGUUUGUUCCUUUACAAUUAUAAAAAAAUUUACAAAUAAUACAAUCAUUCGAUCACUGACUCCAUAUUAAUGCAUCACCUGAACUACAGCAUGGUUCGUCUACUACGACAAUCCGUACGACACGAAGGACUAUUGUUUCUCUACAAGGGGUGUGCAGUGCCGCUAACCAGCUUGCUUCUAAAGCGGCCAAUCGAAUUUUUCGUUUACGAGACGCUGAACGAAUCUCGGCCAGGAUCGUAUUUUACAAACGGGGCGCUUUCGGCGGUAGGUGGCUCUUUGUUGGGUUGCCCCUUCAACAUCGUCAAAAUCCGUGUGCAGAACUCGACAAAUCUCACGGUAUUCAAAGUCAUGCUAGAUAUUGUAUUCCUAGGGGCCACUUAGAUACUUCAGCUUCGUCAACAUUUACAUGGAUAAUUUGGAUACGUCAUCUCCGUCAUUAACGCGACUCACUGCACUUAGGUUUACACUAGGUAGUGCAAUAAUUGCAAACACUACAGAUUGCAGCCGCAUUACGCGAAGUGUUUCGACAAAGACCCUUUUGUCUUGGGUUUUUUCAAGGUUUUCCUUUGCAGCUGGCUUUUUCGGUCCCUAGUGCUGGCAUCUACCUAGGGUUGUAUGGAAAAUUGCGGGAGGCGUUGUUGGUAGAAAACGACGGGUUGGUAAAAAGUCGCGGCGUCGCUGGUGGCAUAGCGGGUGUAUGCAGUUCACUCCUAAUGUGGUCGCUUCUAAUGCCAAUUGACACGUUAAGGACUCAUGUACAAGCACAGAGGGGGACGACCGCUGCUGAAGGAGCUGUAUCAGCAGCAUCCGCGACAUCCGCGACUUUAGAUUCUAAUUCCUCUACCACGUCAAACACGGGUAGUUGUACCUCAGCAGCAGCGAAUUCUGCGACGUCAGGUUCAAGUUCAACACGACCUACUUCAAAAGCAACUAGUUCUAGUGCUUCUGCUUCCUCUGAGUCAGUUGAUCAGAACAGAACUGUUCUGAAGAGGCAUCGAGGUCUCUGGGAGAGGUCACGAGCCAUAGAUUCGGCACAGACCAUCUAUCGUACUCGUGGAGUGCGUGGUUUCUGGGUAGGCUUGGUCCCGAUGUAUUGUCGAGCCUUCGCGGUAACCGCGCCUGCAAUGUACGCCUACGAAGCGACAAGAGCUUGGGUGAAUGCUGUGCCUGGGUGAUUCGUUAUUUGCAGGUUCGUUCCUCUUCCCCUUCCCCGCGAAGAUAUUCAUCUAGUAUACAUUGAUGAAUCCCCUCAAUUCCCCCUAGUUUUUGCGCAUUAUAUUUGAUCAAUUUUUCAAGCACAUGGUAAUCCUCCAAAACGACCUCCCUUCAUCUCGAUCUCUUCCCGAGCAUGAUCAAUGCUUUCAUAUUUCGAGAAUCCGUACGCAGCUUUUUCAUAGCGCCGCACAUAAACAAACUGACCUUGAAUGAAACUUUGUCAGAAAUGCUUGCUCACGUACUAAUUCUCAGUACGUUGAUCAGGAAGCUCAUCGCUAAGUCCAACUUCUUGGUUGCUUGGCCGUCAAUGAUAUGCUGCCAGGCUUUCAUUGACACGGCUCCUCCAAACUGUCAUAAGCAAUUGUUCC
This is a messenger RNA of Amoebophrya sp. A25, 2241 nucleotides long. The record is from the annotation of a GenBank genome assembly. Lineage: Eukaryota; Dinophyceae; Syndiniales; Amoebophryaceae.